Cyphellophora europaea CBS 101466 is the source of this 1854-nucleotide messenger RNA. RefSeq lists its product as uncharacterized. The coding region runs from base 1 to 1854 and encodes 617 amino acids. Gene Ontology annotation, biological process: transmembrane transport; intracellular iron ion homeostasis. Gene Ontology annotation, molecular function: siderophore-iron transmembrane transporter activity. Gene Ontology annotation, cellular component: vacuolar membrane; endosome. The record is from RefSeq and is a predicted model, not a curated record. The transcript has a single exon. NCBI's taxonomy places the organism in Eukaryota, Fungi, Ascomycota, Eurotiomycetes, Chaetothyriales, Cyphellophoraceae.
AUGUCGGCCUCAACCACGGAGACGCCUAACAACGGCCACGUCUACGCCGGUGAGAAGCAUGGCGCUGUGCCCCAGAACGGCAGGGACAGCUACGAUGUCGACCGACGCGCCUCGAAGACCCUCGGCGAGAAGUCACCCGGUGUGGCUCGCGUCGAAGCCAUCUCCAGCGUGCUCACCAUGAAGGAUCGCAUUGCUCUCUUUUUCGGCGUCUUCCUCAUCUCCUACGCCUACGGCCUCGACGGCACGCUUCGCUACACCUAUCAGCCAUACGCGACCGCCGACUUCGGAGUGCACUCCCUUCUCGCCACGGUCAAUGUGCUGCGGGCGGUGAUUGCUGCUGCCGCGCAGCCCACCGCCGCGAGGAUUGCCGACGUUUUCGGCCGUGCUGAGCUCAUUAUGGUGUCUGUCUUCUUCUAUGUCCUGGGCACCAUUAUCGAGUCUGUGGCCACUAAUGUCAACACCUUCUCUGCCGGAGCCUGUGUCUACCAGAUCGGAUACACCAUGAUCAUCGUGCUCGUGGAAGUCAUCAUUGCAGAUCUGACCUCGACUCGCUCGCGUCUCUUCUUCUCCUACAUCCCCGCCACGCCCUUCAUCAUCAACACCUGGGCGUCUGGCAACAUCGCCGCCGACGUUAUGGCCGCCACGACCUGGAAAUGGGGCAUUGGGAUGUGGUGCAUCAUCUAUCCCGUGUGCGCCGCGCCGCUCAUCGUCACGCUCCUCCUUGUCGGCCGCCGCGCCCGCCGGGAGGGCAAGCUCGACUCGUACAAGUCCGAGUUCCAGUCCAGGGGCGCGGGCGGUCUGGCGGUCCAGCUCUUCUGGCAGCUCGACGUUAUUGGCGUUCUUCUGGUCAUCGCGCUCUUCGCGCUGAUCCUCACGCCGCUGACCAUCGCCGGCGGCUUCAGUGCACAGUGGCGGCAGGCUCACGUCAUCGCGCCGCUGGUCAUCGGCAUCCUGUGCGUUCCGGGCUUUCUGGUGUGGGAGCUGUUCUUCGCGCCGCAGCCGCUCCUACCUAUCCGCCGCAUGACCGACCGCGGCAUUUGGGGCCCGAUGGGUAUCGCUCUGUUCCUCAACUUCUGUUGGGGCAUGCAGGCCGACUACCUGUACACUGUCUUGAUUGUGGCCUUUGAUUUCUCCAUUGCCGGGGCUACGCGCAUCACGCAACUGUACAGCUUCACCUCCGUCAUCACGGGCACGCUGCUGGGUCUGAUCGUCUACAAGGUGCGGCGCCUCAAGCCGUUCAUCAUCGCUGGCGUCUGUCUCUUCAUCGUCGCGUUCGGCCUGAUGAUCCACUUCCGCGGCGGUGACGACGGCUCCUCGCAGGCCGGCGUCAUCGGCGCGCAGGUGCUGCUGGGCUUCGCCGGCGGCAUGUUCCCCUACCCGGCACAGGCUUCCAUCCAGGUCCAGGUCAAGCACGAGCAUCUCGCCGUCAUGACCGGUCUGUUCCUCGCCACGUACAACGUCGGCUCCGCUUUCGGGUACACCGUCAGCGGCGCCAUGUGGACGCAGAUCCUGCCCACCAGCCUCGAACGCAACCUGGCGUUCCAGACCAACGAGACGCUCGCCGCUGCCGCGUAUGCGGAUCCGUUCUCCAUUGCCCUGCUGUAUCCUGUUGGGACGCCCGAGCGCCAGGCGCUCAUCGACAGCUACCAGCACAUCCAGCGUCUGUUGUGCAUCACGGGCAUUUGUUUGUGCGUGCCUCUGCUGGCGUUUGCGUUUGCGAUCCGCAACCCGAGGUUGGAUGAGAGGCAGACUCUUGCGGAGGAUUCGGACAGUGAGACAAACAUCCAGAUCCAGCGUGGACAAGAGGUGGUGGCGCAGGGCCAGGGCAAGUGGUUCCACAAGCUAUUCUCUUGA